UUCACCCCGACCGCCCUCCAACCUGUCUCCAGCUCUGGCUCCCGCUCCUGCCCUUCGGGCAGGGGCGAGGGGCGGAGUGCGGAGGGCAGCGCAGCCCGCGCUGGGCUCCGCUGGGCCACCCGGCAUUGCUGUGCGCCGCGGGGCGGGCUGCUUCAACCGGACCUUGCGCAGGGUGUCGGGGUUCCAGGACGCCUGGCCCCGGCGCUCGAGCAGCCUCCUGUGCCUGCCCGCCUUCUCCGCCGAGCCGGGGCCCGCGCCACCCCUGGCUCGCCGGCCGCCUCGAGGUGGUGGUGGCCCCGGUGGAGCGGCCCCUCCACCGCCCGCCCGUCCCCUGCUUCCCGAUUGCUGCUUCUUCUGUUGCCGCGGUUUUCAACUUGGAGGCGGCGGCGGUGGAGGCGGCCGCGGGGCGCUGCAGUGGGAUGCGCGCGGCUGCCAGCCUGCGGGACAUGCUCCCCGCGCCAGCGUCCUGCUGGCGGCCAUGAGGAAACAGAACGUGAGGACUCUGAGCCUCAUCGCCUGCACCUUCACCUACCUGCUGGUGGGCGCCGCGGUGUUCGACGCCCUGGAGUCCGACCAAGAGAUGCGCGAAGAGGAGAAACUCAAGGCGGAGGAGAUCCGGAUCAGGGGCAAGUAUAACAUCAGCACAGAGGACUACCGGCAGCUGGAGCUGGUGAUCCUGCAGUCGGAACCACACCGCGCCGGCGUCCAGUGGAAAUUCGCCGGCUCCUUCUACUUUGCGAUCACGGUCAUCACCACCAUAGGUUAUGGGCACGCGGCCCCGGGAACCGACGCGGGCAAGGCCUUCUGCAUGUUCUACGCCGUGCUAGGCAUCCCGCUGACGCUGGUCAUGUUCCAGAGCCUGGGCGAGCGCAUGAACACCUUCGUCCGCUACCUGCUGAAGCGCAUCAAGAAGUGCUGCGGCAUGCGCAACACCGAGGUGUCCAUGGAGAACAUGGUGACGGUCGGCUUCUUCUCGUGCAUGGGCACACUGUGCAUCGGGGCGGCCGCCUUCUCCCAGUGUGAGGAGUGGAGCUUCUUCCACGCCUACUAUUACUGCUUCAUCACGCUGACCACCAUCGGCUUCGGGGACUAUGUGGCGCUGCAGAGCAAGGGGGCCCUGCAGAGGAAGCCUUUCUACGUGGCCUUCAGCUUCAUGUACAUCCUGGUGGGGCUGACGGUCAUCGGGGCCUUCCUCAACCUGGUGGUCCUCCGGUUCCUGACCAUGAACAGCGACGAGGAGCGGGAAGGCGAGGAGGGGGCGGCCCUCCCAGGCAACCCGAGCAGCGUCUCCCACAUCUCCCGGGAGGCGCCGCAGGUGCGUCCGCGGCCCCGGCCCGAGGGCGGCGACCUGCAGUCCGUGUGCUCCUGCGCCUGCUACCGCUCGCCGCCACCGCAGAACUUUGGCGCCACGCUGGCGCCGCAGCGGCUGCACUCCAUCUCCUGCAGGGUGGAGCAGAUCUCGCCAAGUACACUGAAGCACAGCCUCUUCCCGUCCCCUAUCAGUUCCGUCUCGCCCGGCCAGCACAGCUUCCGCGGCGACCACCUUAGGCUGAUGCGGCGGCGCCGCAAGUCCGUCUAGUGUGGGGAGGGAGUAGAGCGGAAGAGUCAUUGUCAUGUGGCUGUAAGUUCCAUUGGCCCCACUCGACUUCCCCUCCUUAUUUAUUUAUUAUUAUUAUCUUUUGUUAUUUUUACAGUCAUCGCCAUUACUUUCUCUCCUCCGCCCUCUCUCGGUUUCAUUUCUUCUUUCCCCACCUUCCCAGCCAGGCAGAGCAGCCCGAGGGGAAACUAGAGCAUGAAGCGUGGAUUUCUUCCGUCCUCCCCAGCAAAGGAUGCCUUACAUUUCCCCUGCCCCUCCCCUUUCUCUGGGGUGGCUUUCCUAGGACAGGUGUGAGACCAGACCACCGAAAGAGAGCUGAGAGGAUGCCCACCCCGCAGCUGCUCACCAGGCUGAGCCCCUUUGGCCGCUGUCCCUGGCGGUGUGUCCCACCUAACUCCGUUUUUUCCUCCCGAGGACUGGGUGGCCGUGUGUCCACGUGUGUAGUGUGUGUGUGCUUCUGUGUGUGGGUGUCUCGUGUGACAGGAUGAAGGUAUCAGAAGUUCAUUUUCCUUCCCCCUCACACGAGUUUUUGUUAAUAGCCUGCUUUUGGCUACUUUCAGACACAGCGGGAAAACCUAGGAGGGUUUUAAAGUAUCAUCUUGCCAAAUUAAGCAUGCUCUACAGGCAGGGUUUACAACCACAGCUUUAAAGCACUAGGUUCUAAAUCACAUUCACAUUUUUCCAGUGGGUGAGUAGGCAAGAAGACAUUGAUGACCGUAGCUUGCCAGUUUAAAAGAUUUAAAAAGCAUGCACUUUGUCAAACUGGUACACUUCAUCAACACAAGAAAGCCAAUGGAACAAUGGAACAAUCAAAAGCCGCUAAUACAAUUUAUUGAAGACAUUUUAAAUUUUAACCAUCUUCAGUUCCAACAGUUUGCCAUACAGCUGGAAAUGCCAGGGGAGAGUGGAAAAUUGUUGGAACUGCAGAGUAUCUAUUGUAUUAUUUCUUUCAUACUGAUGAUGACGAUGACGACGACGAACCAUGAUGUUGAUGAUGAUGUUGAUUAUGAUGAUGAUGACUUUUGUGUAGCAUCUACCCUGCGAAUAAGAAUUCUAGUUUUGGAAUGCUUGGAUGAGAAUGGGUAUUAGUACGUGGAUGUGGUUUCCUAAUAAAAAGCAA
This is a messenger RNA of Heterocephalus glaber (naked mole-rat), 2717 nucleotides long. RefSeq names its product potassium two pore domain channel subfamily K member 9 (gene Kcnk9). Gene Ontology annotation, cellular component: plasma membrane. Gene Ontology annotation, molecular function: outward rectifier potassium channel activity; potassium ion leak channel activity. Gene Ontology annotation, biological process: stabilization of membrane potential; potassium ion transmembrane transport. Lineage: Eukaryota; Metazoa; Chordata; Mammalia; Rodentia; Bathyergidae. The record is from RefSeq and is a predicted model, not a curated record.